Messenger RNA from Cladophialophora carrionii CBS 160.54, 963 nucleotides. RefSeq lists its product as uncharacterized. NCBI's taxonomy places the organism in Eukaryota, Fungi, Ascomycota, Eurotiomycetes, Chaetothyriales, Herpotrichiellaceae. Gene Ontology annotation, cellular component: UDP-N-acetylglucosamine transferase complex. Bases 1 to 963 code for a protein of 320 amino acids. The transcript has a single exon. The record is from RefSeq and is a predicted model, not a curated record. Gene Ontology annotation, biological process: dolichol-linked oligosaccharide biosynthetic process.
AUGGACGACCCCGAAGCACCCUUGCUCUCUACAGUUCCGCCGACAUGGACCACCAUCCUGACGCCAAUCACCUCGCUAUCUCCGCUGAGUAGCCUCCUUCUCUUCGCCUUAGUCUUCACCUUGAUCCUGAUCAACUUUUGUUUUUUCCGCCUGGCGGCAGUGCUGAACCGGGAUCCGAUCUAUCGCCGCCCGCGGUCUCCCUCCGACAAUCCACCCCAUCUACUAAUUGUGCUGGGCUCGGGUGGCCACACAGCCGAAAUGCUCAACAUCCUCGGCCAAUAUCGCAGGCUGCUGGACGACUGGCCACAAAGAACCUACGUCGUCAGUUCAGGUGACGAAUUCUCGGCGUCAAAGGCACGCGAAUUUGAGCAUGACAUGUUCUCAAAGCGGGACAAACGGGACCCGAAUGGGGCGAAUCCAGCACUUCUGGUAGGACCGACAGGGUACGACAUUAUCACAGUCCAUCGCGCAAGACGCGUCCACCAAACCCUCCUAACUACCCCGUUGUCAAGUCUCCGCUGUCUGUGGGACUGCAUCAAACUACUCCGAGGAACACACCCCGAUUUCUUCCCUAGAAUCGCUGGGGACAACUCCUCCAGGCCAUUGACCCCGGAUCUUAUUCUCACUAAUGGUCCCGGGACUGGCGUCAUCGUGAUCCUCGCAUCGAUCAUUCUCCUCUUCUUCGGCGUCGCAGGCCCGUCGGCCUCCUUGCCACGGUCGAAGAAAGUAAUGAAGCACGACAUGGGCGUUGGAGACGCGUCGGCCAAAAUCGGUCAAAUGCGCAGCAUCUACAUUGAGUCCUGGGCGCGGGUUAGAACCCUCUCUCUCAGCGGCCGAUUGCUCAAGCCCCUGGUGGACCGCUUCCUGGUCCAAUGGCCUCAACUUGUCGAGAAGGAAACAGUAGGAGCAGGAGCAGGAGCAAGGACAGGGAGAGUCGAGUUUGUAGGCAGUCUGGUGACUUAG